GCGGAAAAACAAACACGCCAUGUGACCAGUUACUAACAGCGUGCUGUUGGUGAUACCAGAGAAACGGGCUCUGGUAAUACAUAGUUUGAAAGUCAAAUACCUAGGUUAUAAGCUCUAGGAAAGUGUACGCGUUCACAUGCGUACUAUAGCUAUGUAUUCAUGCCACAGUGACGGCUGAUGGCGCGGCGGAGCGGGAGGAGAGCGAGGAGGAAGAGAAGGAAACGAGAGGGAGUAGCAGCUGUCCAGUCAGUGACGUUGUCUCAUGAGCCUCCGUUUGUGUGUCUGAGGAGGUGGCUGCAGAAGCGAGGCUUCAGCUCACGACUGCUGCUCCCAGCACACUUCUCAGAUACUGGAAGAGGUCUUCUCAGCCUGACAGCUCUCCAGCCAGGUGAACUACUCAUCUCCUUACCGGAGUCUUGUCUACUGACCACAUCUACCGUUCUAAAAAGCUACCUGGGGCAGUACAUCAAGAGGUGGCAGCCUCGAGUGUCUCCUCUGCUGGCCCUGUGUACCUUCCUCAUAUGUGAGAGACACCUGGGAGAAGAUGCCGAUUGGAUACCCUACAUAAAAGUCCUACCCACUUCCUACACAUGUCCCGCCUACUUCUCUGAUGAGGUCAUCAGCCUUCUGCCGAGUGGAGUAAGGGAGCGGGCCCUACAGCAGAGACAGGAAGUCCAGGAGCUCCAUGCCUCCUCAUUGGCCUUCUUCAGGUCCUUGCUGCCCCUCCUGGUUGGCUGUGUGGAGGAGGUGUUCUCUCUGGAGGCUGUGCUCUGGGCCUGGUGUAGCGUCAACACCCGUACCGUCUACAAGAAGCAUCCUUACAACCACUCCCUGUCCAGACAGGAAGAUGUCUAUGCCUUGGCGCCAUACCUAGACCUCCUCAACCACCGCCCUGACACACAGGUGCAAGCGUGUUUCAACGAGGUGUCCAGAUGUUAUGAGGUACACAGCCUUCAAGGCUGCCACAAGUUCCAACAGGCCUUCAUAUGCUACGGUCCCCAUGACAACCAGCGCCUGCUGCUGGAGUAUGGCUUUGUCGCCCCCGACAACCCCCAUGGAGUGGUUUACGUGGAGGAAGGUGGGAGAAGAAGGUCACCAAGCAACAUCACUUAUCCUGGGUUACUCUCAAACAACCCUCAGCUUAUUCCCUCUACUUUGUGUGUAUCCUGGUUUGUAUUACGGUGUGUAUGUGUGUUUGCGUGUGUCUAUGUGUGUAUUCCAGGGCUCCUGCAAAAGUGUGUUUGUGCUGAAGGCAGAGGCCAGCUGGAACAGAAGUUGCUCUUCCUCAAACAACAUGACUUACUACAAAAUCUGACCUUUGGCGUUGACGGGCCGUCCUGGAGACUAAUGACUGUUCUAAGACUACUGUCACUGAGACCCGAACACUACCCCCAGUGGAAGAGCGUCCUGCAGGGGGCAGCAGUGAGUGAGGAAACGGAGCAGCUGAGCGUCCUCAUGGCUGCUCACACCUGCCAGCUGCUGCUGCAGGACACCGCCACCAUUCUGGACCAGAUCUCCAGGCUGAGAGAGCAGUGUGACCGGGUUCUGAGGGAGCAGUUGGAGGUGGUGGCUCAAUUACGUCAAGAGGAGCAAGGCAUUCUGGGUAGUUCCUUAGAUGUGUUGCGGAGGCUCCAGGCGCACAGCCAGGCUGAGUGAAGCAAAUAGAUGUCUCUGAUAGGUCAACAUCAUCGCUAAUCACAAGUGUCCUCUCCAUGCACCUGAAAAACAUGGGUCUUAUGAACAACUAUGAACUCCUUGAUCGGGGCUGAUUGCAGUGCCUGCUUCCUUCAGACUGUGUGGGUACAGAUCUCAGAUCUGGCCUGGGCUUGCUUUUACACCAGGCAGCUGAACAAACAGACACCACACAUUUUAUAUAAACAAGGAAAAACUUUAUUAGCCUUUAUUAGGUGGCUGUUGCUGUCAAUCAAAAGAUAGAUGUUGGCUGAUGUGGAUGUGGGGAGAAAUGACAGUUGAGGGAAUACUAAAACACAACCAGGAAGUGGCUGGCCCCCAGAGGACUGAUGGGACUUGGAGUCUCAUCACAGGUGAACCACUAGCCUCUUCCUCAUUUGGCCACGCUGAACCAUCUCCAUGGAGACGGUAGCUUCAUACAAAGGCACAGGCUCCUCCAACUGUGGUCUACACAAACAAACAGAGUUUACACAAUGUUGUGUCGCUUACAUCCAGCAUAGGUAGUUUUAUAUGCAACAUGUAUUUUACAAUAAAGUAUUGAAAUCUG
Messenger RNA from Osmerus eperlanus (European smelt), 2239 nucleotides. Its product is annotated as SET domain-containing protein 4-like. The transcript is spliced from 10 exons. Gene Ontology annotation, biological process: peptidyl-lysine trimethylation; peptidyl-lysine monomethylation. Bases 178 to 1656 code for a protein of 492 amino acids. The record is from RefSeq and is a predicted model, not a curated record. Lineage: Eukaryota; Metazoa; Chordata; Actinopteri; Osmeriformes; Osmeridae. Gene Ontology annotation, molecular function: protein-lysine N-methyltransferase activity; protein binding.